GACGCCGAGGUCUACAUGCACUUCAUGAGGAGCCACUGUUGCUACGAUGCCAUCCCCACCAGCUGCAAGCUUGUUGUCUUCGACAUCUCCCUGGAGAUCAAGAAAGCCUUCAUAGCACUGGUGGCCAACGGGGUGCGUGCCGCCCCGCUCUGGGACAGCAAGACGCAGAGCUUUGUGGGGAUGCUCACCAUCACCGACUUCAUCAACAUCCUCCACCGCUACUACCGCUCGCCCCUGGUUCAGAUCUAUGAGGUGGAGGAGCACAAGAUUGAGACCUGGAGAGAGGUGUACCUGCAGGGCUCCUUCAAGCCGCUGGUCUACAUCUCCCCGAGCAGCAGCCUCUUCGAUGCUGUCUACUCCCUGAUCAAGCACAAGAUCCACCGCCUGCCCGUCAUUGAGCCCAUCUCGGGCAAUGUCCUGCACAUCCUAACACACAAGCGCAUCCUCAAGUUCCUCCACAUCUUUGGCUCCACUAUCCCCAAGCCACACUUCCUGAAGAAAACGGUGCAGGAGCUGUGCAUUGGCACCUUCCGUGAUGUGGCCGUUGUGCCUGAGACCGCCCCCAUCUACACCGCCCUGGAGAUCUUCGUGGACCGCCGUGUCUCCGCCCUGCCUGUCAUCAAUGCUGCUGGGCAAGUCGUCGGUCUCUACUCCCGGUUUGACGUUAUUCACCUGGCAGCCCAGAAGACCUACAACAACCUGGACAUCAGCGUGCGGGAGGCACUGCGGCAGCGCACCACCUGCCUGGAGGGGGUCCUCACCUGCUACCCUCACGAAACCAUGGAGGACAUCAUUGACCGCAUUGCCAAGGAGCAGGUCCAUCGCCUGGUUCUGGUGGAUGAGAACCAGUACCCUCGGGGCAUCGUCUCCCUCUCUGACAUCCUCCAGGCCCUUGUGCUCACUCCUGCAGGCAUUGACCGCUCCUCGCUCUGA
Molecule: messenger RNA, 933 nt
Organism: Leptosomus discolor (cuckoo roller)
Lineage: Eukaryota; Metazoa; Chordata; Aves; Leptosomiformes; Leptosomidae
Source: RefSeq, a predicted model, not a curated record